Drosophila arizonae is the source of this 821-nucleotide messenger RNA. RefSeq names its product tRNA splicing endonuclease subunit 2 (gene Tsen2). Gene Ontology annotation, biological process: tRNA-type intron splice site recognition and cleavage; tRNA splicing, via endonucleolytic cleavage and ligation. Gene Ontology annotation, molecular function: nucleic acid binding; tRNA-intron lyase activity. Gene Ontology annotation, cellular component: tRNA-intron endonuclease complex; cytoplasm. Lineage: Eukaryota; Metazoa; Arthropoda; Insecta; Diptera; Drosophilidae. The record is from RefSeq and is a predicted model, not a curated record.
UUACAAGCACAACAGCAAAUAGUUUUGAGCCACAUCAAAUUGUUGCCAUUCGACUACAAACAGUUCGCUAAAUUAUGGAAUUCACUCCGCAUUUCAAACGCAAGCGAGGCAAUUGCAAAGACUUUAUUAAAUUAGCGCCCUUUCCCCCAAACUCCAACGGACUACGCUACCAAGGUGUUUUCAAUGGACUCUGUGUAGAAGUAUUUAAUACAGAACAGAAUUUAAUAAAGACCCUACACGAUAAUGGCUGCUAUGGCAAAGGAAGCAAUUCACGCGGCGGCCCAAUUUCUGGAGAGUCCGACGAAUCGCUUCUACUUGGACUGGAGGAGGCUUGUGUGUUGGCCUACUAUUUAAACAUACUGGAGAUAAAAGACACAUCGAACAAAGAGAUUGCUUGGCAAGCGUACGUACAAGCAGCACUGGAAUAUGACAAAGAAUUUGUCUAUAAGCUGGCUGCAUAUUUGUAUCUAAAAUCAAAGAAUUGGAUAAUUAAGAGCGGCAUUAAGUUCGGUGGUGAUUUUCUCAUCUACAAAGAAGGUCCGCGACAAUUUCAUGCCAGUUUUUUGGUACUGGUGCACACUUCAGACGUUAUUAAUCACCCGCAUUAUGUUAGCAAGAAUUUGAAGGGAGCUCAACGUGUAGCUGAAACAUCGGACAAAGAUGUGCUCAUUCUGAGAGUGAACGAGCAGAAAGACUUCGAUCCUGCGUUGGCCACACCGGCGGCACUGGAGUCCCUGACCAUUGACGAGACUGUGAUACGGCGUUUUAACUACACAUCUUUUGUGCAAAUUAAACAGAAAUAAUAACAAGAGUAAACUAGA